Molecule: messenger RNA, 520 nt
Organism: Drosophila willistoni
Lineage: Eukaryota; Metazoa; Arthropoda; Insecta; Diptera; Drosophilidae
Exons: 2
Coding region: 129-371 (80 amino acids)
Biological process (GO): 2-oxoglutarate metabolic process
Source: RefSeq, a predicted model, not a curated record
CUCUAAAAACUGUGUAUGACUACUGUCAGCUGUUAUUGACGUUCACGUAACUUUUACUCUUUUUUAAAGAUUGUUUGGCUUUGAAUUUGGAAAACAAAGGACGCUGAAAUAACUAUUGGAGUCGAAAAAUGGUGCGCCCCACCCUUAUAUCACUAGCCAAGCGUGUGCCGCUGAUACAGUUUCGCAAAGGUGGUGCAGGUGCCGGAGCACCAAAGUCAGCAGAGAAGGCAAGUUCACAGCCACCCGGAGGGAAAAAGCUGGGCGGAGGAGCUGCCAUCGAGGACUGGGAACUCCCAGCACGCUUUGCCCGCAAACCCAUAGAUCCUGUUGAAGCGGCUUACAUUAAUAAUGGUGGACCACCCAACUACUGAUGUGAUCAAAAUUUGUUUAUCUUACGAAAUGUCUAAUUUAUAAAAAUAAAAUUUUGUAUUGAUCCUCGAAACAGCUGAUUUGGCAAUUACUCACACAAACGCAGACUUCCUUGCCAAUCAGAUGCUUCACAUGUUCAAACAGAAUUUAA